Messenger RNA from Symbiodinium sp. CCMP2592, 408 nucleotides. NCBI's taxonomy places the organism in Eukaryota, Dinophyceae, Suessiales, Symbiodiniaceae. The record is from the annotation of a GenBank genome assembly.
AUGGAGCCAAGCCAUAUCUUUCAAAAUGGUAGUCGCCGAAUCUGGCGGAAGUUUCGAGGGAAGUCUGCAGUUAGAGGACGACGGAGCUCUGCAUUAGUGUUGCACCGUAGUGGCUGUCAGUCCAAGUGUCAUGGUGUGCAGGAUGCACAGGCCAAAGCGCGGGCAUCUUUGCAGGUUGGUCUUCGUGUUCUCCGGAAUGCGCAGGCACCGAACAGCGGUUCCACUGCACAAGGCACUGAAGGCACUGCAGCUGCUUUGGCUGUGCAGCCUUCUCUUUUGCACGCGUUUCCGGACUUGGCCCUCCCGCCAUGCUUGGAUUCCGUCGGUGUGAAAUUUGUUUUUGACUUCAUGACGAUUCAUGACCAUGAGUCCUUAAGAUUGGUGUGGGUUGUAAUCUUCAUUCGUUAG